Molecule: messenger RNA, 693 nt
Organism: Xenia sp. Carnegie-2017
Lineage: Eukaryota; Metazoa; Cnidaria; Anthozoa; Malacalcyonacea; Xeniidae
Product: coelenterazine h 2-monooxygenase-like
Exons: 1
Coding region: 1-693 (230 amino acids)
Molecular function (GO): hydrolase activity
Source: RefSeq, a predicted model, not a curated record
AUGGGUGGAUCUGGAAGAUUGUGUCAGAGUGCGUACAGAUUUCAAGAUCACUACGAGUACAUUGAGGCCUGGAUUAACAAGAUGAUGUUACCAGAUAGAGUGACGUUUGUUUGUCAAGAUUGGGGCUCUGGUAUAGCCUUCCACUGGUGUCAUAUACAUCCAGAAAGGGUGAAGGCGAUUGUACACACAGAAAGCUUAGUUAUGCCAGCAACCUCGUGGAAACAGUGGCCAUUAAUGCAUAAACUGAUUUUUCGAAGUCUUCGUACAAAACCGGGCGAAAAGAUGAUUCUUAAAGACAAUUUCUUCAUCGAGAGAAUCCUGCCGGCAAAUACUUUGAGAAAACUUCAUGAAGUAGAAAUGAACGCGUACAGGCAACCGUUUGUUGAGAAAGGUGAAAGUAGAAGACCUAUGCUAACCUGGCCAAGAGAAAUACCUUUCAUAAGUGAAGGACCUUAUGAUGUUCUGAAAGUCGUUCAAGACUAUGCACGAUUCAUGGAACGCAGCGAGUCGAUUCCGAAAUUGUUCAUCGAGGCAGAUCCAGGGGUCUUCAGUAAAGCAAUAUCCGAAACAGCCAAAGCGUGGCCAAACACAAGAACAGUUAAAGUACGAGGUUUGCAUUACGUGCAAGAAGACUCGCCAAAAGAAAUAGGACAUGCCAUAGCAAACUUUCUGGGUAGUGUCUACACCACUUGA